UGUACAGAGAUCCACUUACGAUAGUGCGGCAGACAGGUGCAAAUUGUCAAACAAUGUCGCGAGUUAUAUUUAUAUUAUUGACUUGUAUAUUAAAACUAUCAUUACAGAGAUCCUUCCCAGAAGACGACAGCUAUGUGGCAGCUGUGGUGGAAUAUCAGCCAUCUUUGACCUCAAGCUCAGCCCUCCGUGAUUAUGUGGACUUUAUCGAGCAAGCUGCGGAACAGAAUGCUGAUAUAGUAGUAUUUCCUGAAAUGACAUUAACAAGAGGAUCAUAUAGUACUGUUCCGAUAAAAGACACUCUGCUUGAAUAUCCUAUACCGGCUCUGAAUCCAGAACUUUAUGAUGAGUUUCUAGUACAAAUCUCAAAUGCGUCAAGAGUGAACAGUGUAUAUGUAGUAAUUAAUGUCCAAGAACGCAUGGACUGCAGAACAGUUACAGAAGAGUUGUGUCCAGAGGCAAAAGUAUACUUCUUCAAUACUAACGUCGUUUUCAAUCGAGAUGGCGCUGUAAUCGACAGAUACCGCAAAAUCAAUUUAUUUGGUGAAGCGUCCCGAACACCAGCACUGAAUCCAGACUUGGGCGUGUUUAAAACAGAUUUCGGUGUGACAUUCGGCCAUCAUAUAUGCUUCGAUCUGAUGUUCCAAGUGCCCGCCAUCCAGGUCAUCGAGAAAAAUAAUAUUACUGACGUCAUUUUCACUACCAUGUGGUUUUCUGAGAUGCCUUACUUAACUGCUGUGGAGAUCCAAUCGGCAUACGCAUACAGCAUGAACAUCAACUUCUUGGCCAGUGGAGCAAAUAAUCCGCGCGUUGGAAGCGCUGGAUCGGGUAUUUACUCCGGUAAGGCGGGUGCUCUAGUCAGUACCAUGCCCGGAGUGUCUACAAGGAGGGUACUGGUCGCAAGAGUCCCAAAGAUACCAGGACAGGUUCAAGUUACAGAACAGUAUCCGGGUCCGAUCUACAACAACCCUACAGAGCAAGACUCGCUAUAUCUGAAAACCGAUCGUUCAAUCCGCUCGCACGUCACCAGGGAACUGACAGAAGGUUUCCAACAAUUUACACUAACAAACAAUGAAGUCAGCUGCACAUUCUCCGUCAGGCUCAAUCAGAGAUAUGGAACGCAGCAAUACAAGUACAGGGCAUCUGCAUUUGAUGGUGUUCGCACUUUCGAUGGUGUAGCAACAGGCGGCAAUAGGGUGUGCUCUGUAAUCGCUUGCACUGGGGACACCAUUGAUACUUGCGGAACUAGAUUCCGUGUAUACAAUGAGAACACAACUGCUGUCUUCGAAGAACUCACCAUAAUUGCAACAGUGCCUACUCCCGUCAUCGACCAACAAUUACAAACCCAUGACUCGGCUUUCUUCCCUUUAUCGUUGGAUGUAUCUAUCAUGCCAUUAAAAGCCAAUGAAUUUUCAUACAACGAAGAUGUAUACGAAAAUAUAACAGUUUACACGCUCACUUUGAAAAAUAGUAAUGCUCAAUUGUACAGUUUUGCUGUUUGGGGAAGAGUAUUUGCCACAGAUGGUGAGGUACAAACACCACCAUUAGAGCCAGAUCAGGCACCAGAAUCUGAGAGUGACAGCUACGUAGCUGCGGUGUUGGAAUAUCAAGGGCCGAAUAGCUCGGGCAACUCUUUGGCAGACUACAUAAGAUACAUCGAGGAAGCGGCAGAUCAAAAUGCAGAUAUCAUAGUGUUCCCGGAACUGACGCUCACCAGAAACAACGAAGCUGUCACUAUUCCGACAUACGACCUCCUGAAACAGUAUCCAAUACCAGCUCUGAAUCCAGAAUUAUACGAUAAUAUUCUAGUGUCAAUUUCAAAUGCGUCAAGAGUGAACAGUAUAUAUGUGGUAAUCAAUGUGCAAGAGAUUUUGAACUGCACCGCGACAACAGAAGAACUAUGUCCAGAGAAGAAAGUCUACCUAUUCAACACAAACGUCGUGUUUGAUAGAAAUGGAACUGUGAUUGACAGAUAUCGUAAAAUUAAUUUAUUCGGUGAAAAUAGCCGUACUCCAGCCUUAGCACCAGAUUUGGGAAUAUUUGACACAGAUUUUGGCGUGAGGUUCGGACAUUAUAUAUGCUUCGAUAUCCAGUUUCAAAUACCUGCCAUACAAGUUGUCGAAAAAUAUAAUCUUACCGACGUCAUAUUUACCACUAUGUGGUAUUCUGAGUUGCCGUAUUUAACAGCUGUGCAAAUUCAAGAGGCGUACGCGUAUAGUAUGAACGUCAACUUCCUUGCCAGUGGUGCUAAUAACGUUCGAGUAGGAAGCGCGGGAUCUGGAAUCUUCUCCGGGAAGGCUGGAGCUCUAGUGAGCACCAUGCCCGGAAAGCCAACCUCUCGACUGCUGAUAGCAAGGGUCCCCAAAAUACCUGGACAUGUAACGACAACACCGCCAGGUCCCAUCUAUGACAACCCUGCUGAUCACGAUUCGCUAUUCCUUCUCACCGACCCCUCUUUACCUGCACACAACACCAGAGAGCUGACUCCAGGCAGCCACGAAUUUACACUUGUGAACAAAGAAGUCAGUUGCAAAUUCAUCGUCACUCUCAAUCAGAGAGAGGGAGAUAAGCACUACAAGUACAGAGCCACAGCAUUCGAUGGAGUCCGCACCUUCUCCGGGAUAACGACUGGCGGCACCAGGAUAUGCUCUGUGAUAGCUUGCACUGGGGAUACCAAAGAUACUUGUGGAAUUAGAUUUCCUGAAUAUACCGAGAACUCCACAGCUAUCUUUGAGGAACUGACCAUUAUUGCGACGGUGCCCACACCAGUACUCGAUCAAAAUCUACAAGCACGUGAUUCUGCAUUCUUCCCCAUAUCUUUGGAUGUAUCUAUAAUGCCUCUAGAGGUCAAAGAUUUCACAUUCAAUGAAGAUACCCAAGGCGACGUUACUGUAUAUAGUUUAACAUUAAAAAGAACUAAUGCCCAAUUGUAUGCAUUCGCUGUUUGGGGAAGAGUAUUCGCUACUGACAAACAAGAUGCCUCACCACCUAUACCUGAUUCUUCUCCAAAACAUUUACUUAAUAUCCUACUGUUAAUACCAACUGUACUUCUAUUGCACAUUACAAAAUAAUAUUAGUUCCAUCUUCGGCAAAAUUUUAUUUCAUCAUUAUCUAAGUAUUACCAUAAGAACAAAAAAUUAAAACCAGAUUUAUUUAUUUUUAUGAUAAUUACUUUUAGUAUGCCUACUUAAUAUACUGGACGAGUGGCGGUCCUCCACCGUGCGUUUUUCAAGGCACUUUCUCCCACGCACAACAACUCUUUGGAAUCAACUUCCAGCAGCAGUAUUUCCGAACCGAUACGACAACAUAACCUUCAAGAAAAGAGCAUAUUCCUUUUUAAAAGGCCGGCAGCACACCUGCGAUGCCGUAGGUGUUGUGGGUGACCAUGGGCGACGGUAGUCACUUACCAUCAGGUGAGCCGCAUGCUCGUUUGCCCCCUGUGUUGUAAAAAAAAAAAAAAAUACCACCAUGGCUGAAUCACAUUUCUGAAUUACAAGAUACAGGCUUGCAUGACUAUUGUGUAAUUCGUAGAGUUAAUCAUCUAAAAGUGUUUUUGGAAUAUAAAUUAUUAAUUUCAUUUCAGAGGGGGCCUGCGAAGCCAUACUAAGUUUUUAAAGUGCUCAUAAAAUAAUGAGAAUAUCUAUUGACUCUUUUUAAAUAAAGUCUAUUUUUAAUAUCAAAUUUGAUAUUGAAUCUUACUAAUAUGUAUUAUAAAUGUGAAAAUUUGUAAAAAUAUUUGUAUGUUUGUUACUCAAUUACGCUUAAACUGCUGAACGAAUUUAAAAUUUAGUAAAUUAAAUAAAAUUUGGAAAUAUCCUGACUUAAUGUAUAAGAUACUUUAUAUACUAAUGCACGUGGACAUACUAUUAUAUCAUUGACUAAAUAAAUACCUUAUACGUAACGUAAUAAAAGCAAUAAUGAUAUAAAGAUAAGUAUGUUAUAAACAUUUGAUACGUUACUAGACAUAAUAUUAUUGUUGUUCAAACCAUUCUAUUUUUAUUUUAACAAGAUGUCAUUAAAAUGUUUGCAAUUCACGAUGGUGAAACAAAAAUCUGCUAUCACUAUUCUGAAAGAUCACAAUGUUAAUAGAAACAAUAUAGUAACUUCCCUACGUACAUGAAAUUCAACAAUAAAUUGUAAAUAAGUUAAAUUAAUUAAAAAUUAAAAAAAUUCCAACACAAAAAACCUAUAAAAAGUACCUAAAAGCCCCAAUCAUUAUCUGUCUGUACACAUACAAAUACAGUGUGUUCAAAUACACUGUAUUUGCUAAAAGUUCCUGUAAAUUAUUUGAUUCUGAAUCAAGUUACCAUGUCAUAGAAAUACCAUCGAAGUAACAAUACACCCAAUUUCACAUGAAUUGGAUUUGUAGAUGUUGGUGUAAUCCCUUCGUCAGGAGAAAGAGAUUUUUUAUUAGCUUGGAUCAUUAGAUUUCUUGUGACAUGAAUCUUUGCUUUUUAAUAGAUUGUUACGAUAAGUGAGGAUUUUUUAUAUUUAUAUAUCUAUAUAUAUCAUUAUCACGCAUCUCAUACUGCCUUUAAAAAAAUGCGCACAAACCUUAUAUUUUUACAUUAUAAUUUUCCCUAAAAAUAAUCCCUAAAAUUUUCCCUAAAGUAAACCCUGCUAUGUACAAUACCAUUAGUAUUGGAAUUUUCAAAUACCCUAUAUUAAAUAUAUAUAUAUAUAUAUAUAUAUAUAUAUAUAUAUAUAGGUCGCCGAAAUCAAAACUCGUUUUUUGCCGAAACUCGACCGACAAUACAGGGGGUAUAUUGAUCUCAAGCACCAGAAAUUUCAUAGAACAUGAUUUAUUAAGUGUAAAUACAUCUUUCAAAAGUAAAGUAUAAAAAGACUAGAUAUUAAAGUACAUUACAAAAAUCUGAAUUCAUUAUUCACCGAUAGACUCAGAUUGAUCGCUGACUGAUAAUCUCGUAUGUUCGACAUGACUUCUUAAGCUUUGGCUAUUCAAUUUGUCGCGCCGAGUAGCCUGUGAUCGUACUCGCCUUUGAAGUGCAACCGUUCCCAACGAAGACCGACUUCUACGGCGCCUGGUCAUCGCUAUAAAAUAAAUAAUUUCAAAAUGUAAUUUGCUACUUAAUUUCGAGUAGGCACAUUUCGAAAUCGUCAAUAGGAUCAUUAGGGUGAUAAUUAUAAGGUUAUAUAGUACAUGGUUGUUAAUUAUGUUAACGGUAAAUACUGUUAUUUACUCUUUGAUUUCAUAAAGAAAUGUUUUUUUUAUUUAGUCAUAUUGCUUUGUAUAAAUGAAUACCUCAUUAUAUACUCAAUAUGAGAUAUUCUGGUUUGUAUUCCUGAUCAGGUCAGAAAACGACUUCUAAAUUACCUUGUGUUCUGGAUUGUACCCUAGUUUUAGAAUUAGACGAUUUCUAUGACUCUCAAAUUUAGCCCAUUUAUUAUUUAUUACAAUAUAAAAAUAAUAUUUGUUUUGUUACUUAUCUACAUUAUUAAUAAACUCACGGCUUUAAACCUAAAUUGGAUACUUAAAAACUUUAUAGUAAACAAUAGCCAAUGUUGUGUUAGAGCAAUCACAAACAUAAGAAAAAAAUUAUGUACAAUUUAAAUCAUAAAAAGAAUUACAAAUAUUUUAAUAUUAUAAGUAUGUAGAGAUACAGUAAUACAUUUCUUCGCGUAGUUGAAUCCAACAUUGGAAUGCACUAACCAUCUUUCAAUGAAUCUAAUUGUUCAUCCUCUAUUACUCUUCUCAAUCUGUUAUCUUCAAUCUCCGAAGGCUUGUGCGACUCCUCACUGACUCUUAUCAUCUCCUGAUAUAGAUCUGUUAAUUCCUGAUUAAGACGAGCAUCUUGUAAUGUCUUCUGCAAGUUUCCUCUCAUAACGUAACCUAGAGAUUUUGUAAGUGGUAAUUCGUCUGUAUGAGCUACUUCCACGUUUGCAUAAAUAUUAAUAACCUAAAAAUAAGCACAUUCUUAAAACUAAAAAACGUAGAAUUGAAGGUUUUAUACUUAAUAAAUAUUAUAAGGGGUUCUUUAGAUUAUGCUAGGUAACAGUGAUGUCCUCGACUCGACUCGAUGAUCACAACUUUAAAAUUACUACAGAACGACCAAUGUCGGCAUGUGGUUGGUCAAAUGGACGCCAAUAUUUUCUUUAAAAAUAAAGUAAAUAAGGGGAUAGAAUCGGAAUACUCUUCUAAUGAAACUAGUACUGUAAAAUUGAAAAUCCCCUUUAUUUCCAAAAAACAUAUAUCGAAAAUGGCAAAUCAAAUUUAAAAGCUUCAUUGCCCACACUAACUUAAUUCUUUUUUUUUGAUUCUCAAAGAUUGACUGUAAGAAAUGCCUUUAUGAGAUAAGCAUUGUAAAAUAAAUCUUUUAAUGUGUCCAAUGUAAAUUAUGUACAAUAAAGAUUAUACAACACAAUACUAACUUGAUAGAUGGAUCUGCUGUAUUUGUUAGUAUAUGGCAAAAAAUUAUAGAUAACAAAACUUUAACGGGACAUUGAUGUUAAUUAUAAAUUUAAAGCGAACAACUUAUCAGGACAGGACUUCAAAUUAAUCGGAGGUUAAAAAACUAGAUAACUUAAUUACAACUCAUUUAAAAUGCGAUAUUGUGACACACUCGUACCUACAUUAAAAUCUCGACUCUGUAAAUUGUUACAUUAUUAAAUAUUAUAUACUUUUCUUUUUUAGAAACAUAAGUGCAUUAUUGUCAGAUUUAUUAUUAAAUAUUUAUUUUCCAUAGAAUUAAACAUA
Molecule: messenger RNA, 6712 nt
Organism: Galleria mellonella (greater wax moth)
Lineage: Eukaryota; Metazoa; Arthropoda; Insecta; Lepidoptera; Pyralidae
Exons: 19
Coding region: 54-3068 (1004 amino acids)
Source: RefSeq, a predicted model, not a curated record